Messenger RNA from Megalopta genalis, 674 nucleotides. RefSeq names its product ribosomal protein L12 (gene RpL12). NCBI's taxonomy places the organism in Eukaryota, Metazoa, Arthropoda, Insecta, Hymenoptera, Halictidae. The record is from RefSeq and is a predicted model, not a curated record. Gene Ontology annotation, cellular component: cytosolic large ribosomal subunit; ribosome. Gene Ontology annotation, biological process: translation. Gene Ontology annotation, molecular function: structural constituent of ribosome; large ribosomal subunit rRNA binding.
AUGCUACAUAUCCGCUUUCAUUAACCUCUUCUGUCUUUUUAGAUAGGAACCCAGUGCACGUUCACGUAUUGCUCCGUAAUCGUAUUCCAUCUGUCUAUAGUUUUUAUAUUUUUACACAUUAUCAACCAAAAUGCCUCCUAAAUUCGAUCCUACUGAAAUCAAGAAAGUUUUCCUGCGGUGCGUAGGUGGUGAAGUAGGUGCAACUUCUUCCCUUGCUCCUAAAAUUGGUCCGCUUGGUUUGUCACCAAAAAAAGUUGGUGAUGAUAUUGCCAAAGCUACAAGUGACUGGAAGGGUUUGAAGAUCACGGUGCAGCUGACUAUUCAGAACAGACAAGCUACUAUCUCCGUAGUUCCAUCUGCAGCUUCUUUAAUCAUUAAGGCGCUGAAAGAGCCACCAAGGGAUCGUAAGAGGCAGAAGAAUAUUAAGCACAGUGGAAAUUUAGCUUUCGAUGAUAUUGUUACAAUUGCAAGAACAAUGAGACCAAGAUCAAUGUCAAAAUACCUCAGUGGUACUGUUAAAGAAAUUCUUGGAACGUGUCAAUCUGUUGGUUGUACAGUAGAAGGCAGACCACCACGUGACCUUAUUGAUGACAUCAAUGCUGGAGAAUUACAAGUUCCCGAUGAAUAGAUAUGAUUUUUAAAAAAAGGAACAAAAAAUAAAAUAAUUAAAAAUA